Molecule: messenger RNA, 376 nt
Organism: Phalaenopsis equestris
Lineage: Eukaryota; Viridiplantae; Streptophyta; Magnoliopsida; Asparagales; Orchidaceae
Product: 60S ribosomal protein L27-3
Exons: 1
Biological process (GO): translation
Cellular component (GO): ribosome; cytosolic large ribosomal subunit
Molecular function (GO): structural constituent of ribosome
Source: RefSeq, a predicted model, not a curated record
CGUCCUUACGGUCACUGCCUCGUCGCCGGAAUCGCUAAAUACCCUAGAAAGGUCAUACGAAAGGAUUCGGCCAAGAAGACGGCGAAGAAAUCAAGGGUCAAGGCCUUCCUAAAGGUUGUUAAUUACACCCACAUCAUGCCCACCCGAUACACCCUUGAUGUCGAUCUGAAGGAGAUUGUCACUCUUGACGCGCUCCAAUCUCGGGAUAAGAAGGUCACAGCCUGUAAGGAGACCAAAGCGCGUUUUGAAGAACGAUUCAAGACAGGGAAGAACAGGUGGUUCUUUACGAAGCUGAGGUUCUAGGUAAAGCGAAUGAUUCAUUGAGGCUAGGGUGCUUGCUCUUUGAGUAAUCCAGCGGUACGGUUUUCGAUUUUAU